Lotus japonicus is the source of this 1248-nucleotide messenger RNA. Its product is annotated as probable xyloglucan endotransglucosylase/hydrolase protein 30. Gene Ontology annotation, molecular function: xyloglucan:xyloglucosyl transferase activity; hydrolase activity, hydrolyzing O-glycosyl compounds. The record is from RefSeq and is a predicted model, not a curated record. The transcript has 4 exons. Gene Ontology annotation, cellular component: apoplast; cell wall. Lineage: Eukaryota; Viridiplantae; Streptophyta; Magnoliopsida; Fabales; Fabaceae. The coding region runs from base 81 to 1145 and encodes 354 amino acids. Gene Ontology annotation, biological process: xyloglucan metabolic process; cell wall biogenesis.
GAGAAAACCAAGGCGUGGAUUAGAGAGAGAAAAGAAAACACAACAUCAUAGAAACAGAUCAACAACACAUUAAAAUUAGCAUGGAUCAUAGCUUACGUUGUUUUGGGUCGACACUACCCAAAACUCUUCUUCAGUUUCUGUUAUCACCUUCACUCCUUCUCUUCAUCUCCUUCUUCAGUUUCUCCAACGCAGCCUUCGACCUCGCCACCAUACCCUUCAACGAUGCCUAUUCACCCCUCUUUGGGGAUGGCAACCUUGUCCGCUCCGCCGAUGGCAACGGUGUUCAACUCCUCCUCGAUCGCUUCACCGGUUCUGGUUUCGUUUCUUCCAAUAUGUACCAGCAUGGAUUCUUCAGCGCCAAUAUCAAGCUACCAUCGAAUUACAGCGCUGGUAUUUGCGUGGCCUUUUAUACAUCAAACAAUGAGAUGUUUGAGAAGACACACGAUGAGUUAGACUUUGAAUUCUUAGGUAAUAUAGCCGGAAAGCCUUGGAGGUUUCAGACAAACUUGUACGGCAAUGGCAGCACCAACCGUGGCCGUGAGGAGCGGUACCGCCUCUGGUUUGAUCCAACCAAGGGAUUCCAUAGAUACAGCAUUCUAUGGACAGCUAAGAACAUCAUAUUUUACAUAGAUGAGGUUCCAAUUAGAGAAAUUAUAAGAAGUGAAGAAAUGGGAGCUGAUUACCCAGCAAAGCCAAUGGCAUUAUACGCCACAAUAUGGGAUGCAUCAAAUUGGGCCACAUCGGGUGGAAAAUACAAAGUGAACUACAAAUAUGCACCAUUUGUGACCGAGAUGAAGGACCUAGUCCUCAAGGGUUGCUCCGUUGACCCCAUCCAAGAAGUUUCCGCCAGGGAGCUAUGCUCCGAUCAGCACGCUGACCUCGAGGAGCAAGACUACGCAGCUGUGACGCCUCUUCGCCGCCUCGCUAUGCGGAGGUUUCGCCAGCGUUAUAUGUACUACUCUUAUUGCUAUGAUACGUUGAGGUACUCUGUGCCGCCACCCGAGUGUGUUAUUAUUCCCGCGGAGAAACAAAGAUUUAAGGAGACUGGGAGGUUGAGAUUCGGUGGCAGCCACCGUCGACACUCUAGGGCACGGCGUAGCCGUACUUCAACUCCAGUAGAUGAGUCUGAUCAGGGUGAUAUGUGAGAUUGAAUGAGAUGUACAUAAUAGUAUUGGUUUUUAUGUUUUUGGGGCUUUUUAUAUUAUUAAUUUAUUCGACAGAAAAUAAAUAAAUUGAGUGAUUUUAUAA